AUGCUAAUCCACCCGGCCAUGUUCAGCUUCAACUAUCCCAAUGAGCCUCAAACCCCGACGAGGACCCCCACUACCUCUGCCUUGGACUCCUUUACCACCCCGAAAUUGGAGUCGAGCUUCUUCGACCCCCGAGUCACCUGGGAUACCGCCGACCCGUAUGCCUCCAGCCCCGAGUUCCUUCGUUCUCCGCAAAAGUUCGGUCUCGGAACACCGUCGAAUCCGCUCAGGAAAGAUUCCUUGGACGCGCGGCUGGAGCCGACUAGCCAUGGCAGAUCGUAUGAGCAGACGGAUACGACGCCGCCGCCGACCAGUGCAUCAAGACGCAAGAUCCCAGACUUUGAGCCGCCCAGCAGUGUGGCGAGAGCGGAGCACUUGGAGACUCCGAGUCGGCUUUUGGGUGCUUCGCCGAGGAUGUUCGCCAAUCUCCAGUCCUCCCCGGAUCUGUUCCAACUGGCCUCUUUGGAUCCAACCGGAUCUCCUAUCUUUCCCCAGCAACGGCUCUUCUGGGACCAAGAGCCAGAUCAAGCCCACAAUGAUCCUCCUCUCCCCAGUACACAUGCCUUCCACCCACCCAAGCCGGCCCCUGAUGCCUCCCUCAACGCCCAGUUCCCGCAACUCCCUACGAUCGAUGGUUCCAUGGACCUGCCCGAAUUCAGCAAUGGGUUCGGACUGACCCCAGCGUUGCCUACUGAUGCAGCUUUAUUCCCGGCCCCCUUUUCUACUUCUCCGCGGCACGUCGCUUUGGUGGCUCUCAGCUAUCCCCGGAAAGAACGUCCCUCCGUGGAAUACGACAACCGUAUCAUCACCAGACGGAGGAGCUCUAAACGGGAGGAGCUUCGACGGGCUCAAGGCCCCGGCUCCUUUUCUAGUUUAUCGGAAGAGGACGAAGAGGACCUCACCCCGCGAGGGUUAAGACCGGGCCUUACUCGUAGCGUUACUUAUACCGCAAGUACCAGUCACUCGAAUCGUCCCCUCAGCCAGUCCAGUGGAGGGAUGGCAUCUACCAGUGGUAUUCGCAAAAGUCCCUCCAAGGGUCGAGCAUCGCCGGCGAAGACGAUGCGGCCAACUCCACUAGGGCGAGCUCAUUCGAUCGCCACCAACCUUCCCAGGCGAACCCAAUCGGUGAUUCUUCGCAUUGGGCGAGAUGGCCGAGCAAAGGCUGAAAUGCAGCCACUGGAGGAGGGCCACACGGGCUUGACUGAUCCUCUCACGGGCAUGGAUCUCGAUGGAUCCGCGACAGAAAGCGAAGCAGAUCCUGCGGAGUACUCAGAAUAUCCGGUUCUUCCGCGGUCUCGGUCUUCUUUUGCCUUGUUUGAUGAUCGUCCGCCUUUCUCUGGCAGCGACUCGGGGUCGAGGCCCCCUUCAAAAGGGUCGUAUACCUCCGUCAGCUCUUCUCACUCGGGGCGUGUGUCUCCUUGGGCAGGCUCAUCGCGGGGGGUUGGUAACCGGUCUACAUAUCGCGGAUCCCCUGAAGCUGUGAAACGAACACCUAAGCGGCAUUCAUCUUUCCUUCCCUCGGACGCAUCUUACACAAGGGGCAGUGUGGCCUCUCAGUCGUUGCCGGGGGAUGAUGAUGACAGCGGGGACGCACAGCAUGCUCUUCUUCAGGUUAUCAAGGGCCGACGAAGCCAAGGAAACUGGGCCUCCACCGGCGCUUAUGGCGGGGGACUGUCGCGAUCGGCCACCUUCGCUCACCUUCGAUCUUCUCCCCCUAGGAUGCACAGUGACUUCGAUAUCCCGUCGCAUCAUUCAAAUACCUCCCCCACGACUGUGACCGACCCUGAUCUGGCUACUCCACAUAGCGAGCGCCACAAUAACUUCAGCAAUCCGAGUACUGGAACCCGUUGUAUCUGUAAUUCUAUGGACAACGGUGGUCAUCUGAUGAUCCAAUGGUAA
Molecule: messenger RNA, 1896 nt
Organism: Penicillium chermesinum
Lineage: Eukaryota; Fungi; Ascomycota; Eurotiomycetes; Eurotiales; Aspergillaceae
Product: PHD finger domain protein
Exons: 3
Coding region: 1-1896 (631 amino acids)
Source: RefSeq, a predicted model, not a curated record